Molecule: messenger RNA, 1083 nt
Organism: Cynara cardunculus var. scolymus (artichoke)
Lineage: Eukaryota; Viridiplantae; Streptophyta; Magnoliopsida; Asterales; Asteraceae
Product: probable transcription factor KAN2
Exons: 6
Coding region: 1-1083 (360 amino acids)
Biological process (GO): regulation of DNA-templated transcription; abaxial cell fate specification
Cellular component (GO): nucleus
Molecular function (GO): transcription cis-regulatory region binding
Source: RefSeq, a predicted model, not a curated record
AUGGAGUUCUUUCCUGCACAACCAGACCUGUCUCUUCGAAUCAGCCCACCCGACACCCAACCCACUUCAACAACUUGGAGAACAUCAAACCCAAAUGAUCAAGAUCAUGAUUUGGAUUUGGGUCAUUUCUGGAAGAGAGCUUUAAGCUCCCAAAACAACCACCAUGGCUCAACAGCAAGAUCCGACACCUCAUUCGGACUCUACUUCCCCUACCAAACAUCCCAUUUGAAUGAUUCAGACCUCACCCAGAACAUGACCAACUCAACAACAAAUCUUCAACAGUACCAUCAUCAAAAGUUAAGCUCAGAGCUAGGGUUAUUGACACCCAUAAGAGGGGUUCCCCUUUACUACCAGAAUACACAUCCUAAUUUCCAGAUAUUAGCUCAAUAUCACCAUCAAAACAACCAGACUUCAUCAGAUUCUUGCAUUACUGCUACUUCCAGUAGUUCUGCUUCUCUUAUUCAUGGCAAUAGUAUCAACAAUAUUGCACGAUCAAGAUUCUUGUCUUCAAGGUUUCCUGCUAAGCGUAGUGUGAGAGCUCCAAGGAUGCGAUGGACCACCACCCUUCAUGCUCGCUUUGUCCAUGCCGUUGAGCUCUUGGGUGGCCAUGAAAGAGCAACACCCAAGUCAGUUCUUGAGCUAAUGGAUGUGAAGGAUCUCACAUUAGCACAUGUCAAAUCUCACUUACAGAUGUAUCGAACCGUAAAGACAACCGAUCAUAAAGCAUUACUUUCUACAGGGCAACCGGAAGUUUUUGAUAACGGGUCUUCAGGGGAUAACUCUUAUGACAUAAUUCUUGGCACUGAAAAUCGAAGAACGGAGUUAUCAACCGAACAUGGAGGAGGAAGGUCUAGUGUUUAUCAAGAUAAAGAGUUUCAGUAUGGUGUUUGGAGCAAUUCCUCAAGGGAAGCUUUGUUGCAUGGCAAACAUGGAGAUUUUGAAGCAAACAUACCAUCUCUUGAGAAGGAAAUGAGUUCAAAAGGCAUGAAGAACGAGAGAUCAUCAGAAGUGAGCUCAUCGAGCCAUUCAGAGGCCAGGCUUAAGAAGCCCAACCUAGAGUUCACUUUGGGAAGAGCAUUUUGA